AUGUCUUCAUCUUCGCAAAACAUUAAGAGAGAACUCCAUGGGUCUGAUCAACGAGUGAAAAUUGAUGAAAGAUCGCCGUUACUUUCAGAAACAUCUAGCGUUGGCCUUAACGUUCGAUUAAAUACAAUAAAAGCCUUUAAAGCUCGUGAAGCAUUUUACCUUCUUAAAAAGGCAGUGCCUGCUCUAUUAGCUUUUUUGUUUCUACAAGCUUUACAAGUUACCAAUGUAUUUUUUGUAGGACAUCUGUAUGCCGCGGUUACUUGUUGGUCAAUAGGAUUUGGCGCAACUGCAGCGUUGGAUACACUUUGUCCACAAGGUUAUACGUCAGGAAACCCGAAAAUGGCUGGUAUCUAUACGCAACGAGCCAUCAUAAUAAUGAUGCUUGGGUUUACACCUAUAGGAAUUAUUUGGUUGUUUUCCGAAAAUAUUUUGAUUAGUCUAGGACAAGAAGCAGAAUUAUCUUAUUAUGCUGCGUUAUAUCUGCGUUAUUUACUUUUGGGAGUACCACCAGCCCUUAUUUUCUGGUGUUUGGAAAAGUUUUUGCAAGGCCAAGGCAUCAUGAAAGCAACAACAUAUGUUCUUAUAAUAUGUUGUCCAAUAAACAUUUUCCUCAAUUAUAUUCUCAUUUGGGAGCCAUUUUCUCUUGAUUACAUUGGGGCACCUAUUGCUACUACAAUAACAAAUUGGUUAAUGUUAUUUCUCACUAUCCUUUAUAUAAAAUACAUUGACGGACAUGAAGCUUGGGGAGGGUGGUCACAUUUAAGCUUCAAAGAUUGGUCAUCAUUCACGAAACUAGCAUUACCAGGGAUGUUAACAUCAUGCGCUGAUUGGUGGAUUUAUGAACUGAUCGCAUUAUUUGCUGGUUAUUUUGGAAGUGUAUCUCUAGCAAGUCAUCGGUUAGUUCUUACUAUAAGUCUGAUAUUAUAUCAGAUACCACAUAGCUUGGCUGUAGCAGCUUCAAAUAGAGUUGGUAAUUUGUUGGGAGCAGGACUGGCAAAUAGAGCAAUAAUAACUACAAACACGUCGCUCUUACUUGCCGUCAUGGGUGCUACAUGCAAUGCAUUGAUAUUGCUUAACUUUAAAGAACCUUUAGGACGUUUAUUUACUAACGACGAAGAUGUUGUUAAUAUGGUAGCAUCAAUUUUACCAUUGGCAGCUAUAUUUCAGCUUUCAGAUGGAAUUGGUAAUAUAGGGAGUGGCGUUCUUCGUGGACAAGGACGAUUAAAAAUGGUUGCAGCAAUAUUUCUUCCAGCCUUUUAUUUAAUUGGUUUACCUUUAGGUCUUAUUUUUUCAUUUAAACUUAAUAUGGGUUUAAAAGGACUUUGGUUAGGUGUUACUUGUGCUUCUAUAAGCAUGGCUAUUGGAAUAUUUUUAGCAGUAUCAAUGACUGAUUGGAGAUGGGAGAUUGAAGAAUGUCAUCGAAGAAUUAAAAUUGAAUUAAUUGAUGAUCGUAUAGUUGAAGAAUUAUAA
Molecule: messenger RNA, 1470 nt
Organism: Scutellospora calospora
Lineage: Eukaryota; Fungi; Glomeromycota; Glomeromycetes; Diversisporales; Gigasporaceae
Source: the annotation of a GenBank genome assembly